AGUUUCACCCUACGUAAGAGCCGCCACUGACUUGACAGACAGGAAUCGAGAUCAAUCAAAAUGGCGUUUACCCUGUUCUAAUUUUGGUUGUAAUUUUAUAAAUUAAAGAAUGGCUCUCGUUUUACAUAGUGGGGCAAACGUUCUGAAAAAACAUACUGGAAUUAUUAGUAUAGCGUACAUCCGUACUGCCAAUUACUCCGAUUUCAACCCCUAUAAUCUAGCGUCCUUAAAGAGAGGAACAGGCGGACGUUCCAGUUUCAAUGGAAUCGUCGCUACAGUCUUCGGUGCCUCGGGUUUCAUAGGCCGAUACGUUUGUAAUCGACUGGGUAAGAUCGGCACACAGCUAAUCUUACCGUACCGAGGCGAUUUUUAUCCCAUGCAAAGAUUGAAGUUGGUCGGCGAUCUCGGUCAGGUUUUGUUCCAGCCCUAUCAUUUAUUUGACGAGGAAAGUUUAGACAAAGCAGUUCGCUACUCAAAUGUUGUAAUAAACUUGGUUGGACGAGACUGGGAGACCAGAAACUUCUCAUUCGAGGACGUGCAUGUGAAAGGUGCACGAAAAAUAGCCGAAGCUGCUCAAAGGGCGGGAGUUAAACGGCUUAUUCAUGUCUCUUCAUUGAAUGUGAGCGAGAAGCCCAAAGCUCACGUUUUAGAGGGAGGUUCGAAAUUUUUAGCUAGUAAAUGGAGAGGUGAAAAGGCAGUGCUAGAAGCAUUUCCCUGCGCUACAAUAAUUAGACCUUCGGAUGUCUACGGGCAAGAGGAUCGUUUCUUAAGGUAUUACAUACAUAAUUGGAGACGUCAGGUUCAUUAUAUGCCCCUUUGGGAAAAUGGGGAAAAAACCAUUAAGCAGCCCUUAUUUGUAAGUGACCUGGCUGCCGGAAUUGUAAAUGCAAUUAAGGACCCAGAUUCGGCAGGUAAAAUUUACCAAGCAGUUGGCCCCAAGCGUUACCUACUGUCCGAGUUAGUCGACUGGUUCUAUCGAGUCAUGAGAAAGGACAAGGAGUGGGGUUAUUAUCGAUACGACAUGAAGUACGACCCCAUUUUCAAAUUAAAAGUCACCUUAACACAAAAACUGUGUCCCAGUUGGCCAGUCGGCCACUUGCAUUGGGAAAGGGUGGAGAGAGAAUGCAUUACUGAUACUGUAGAAAGGGGAGUUCCUACCUUAGAGGAUUUAUGUGUUAAUCUUAUGCCGAUGGAAAAUCAAAUUCCGUGGGAGUUGAAGCCGUAUAUAUACGGUAUUUAUCAUGGGCGAGAUUUGGAAGAUUUUGCAGUUAGGCCUGAACCACCUAAGGUUGCCGCAUCUAUAUAAACAAUUGUUAAUUUAAUGUUUUAUUUAUAAAAAUUGUACAUUUGGAAGUAUAUGAUUUUUGAGUAGCA
This is a messenger RNA of Photinus pyralis (common eastern firefly), 1374 nucleotides long. RefSeq names its product NADH dehydrogenase [ubiquinone] 1 alpha subcomplex subunit 9, mitochondrial-like. The record is from RefSeq and is a predicted model, not a curated record. The transcript is spliced from 5 exons. NCBI's taxonomy places the organism in Eukaryota, Metazoa, Arthropoda, Insecta, Coleoptera, Lampyridae. Gene Ontology annotation, molecular function: protein-containing complex binding. Gene Ontology annotation, cellular component: mitochondrion. Bases 110 to 1306 code for a protein of 398 amino acids.